AUGUCCGAUGACGAGGGUGGUUCACGCAUGGAUGUCAAGGACAUCCCUGGUCCGUCGAAGGCUAGCAAAAAAGGCGGCGAUAUUGCGCUCAAGAAAGGCCGUCGUAUCAGCCGUAGCAACCGGGCCGAAAAUGCACGCAACAUUAAAAUGAAGAAAGCAGCGGAAAAACGAGGACGGCAAGAGGAGCGGAAGAAGCUGCGGGAAAAGUUGGGCGAAAAGGCAGUGCCGAAGGAAGUGCCUCGGACAAUUGAAAGCACGCGGGAGCAUGACGUGACGAUGGUGGCCGCGGAGGACGAGGAGGUCGAACACGAUGAGGAGCACGACGAGUUCGCCAGCUAUUUCAACAGAGACACUACGCCGAAGGUCCUUAUCACAAUGUCGCCGUAUGCUAAAGUGAAAACGUGGAAGUUCUGUUAUGAACUCCAAAAAUGCAUUCCUGGAGCCGAUAUCUUCUCCAGAAAGAACGUUGCCCUGAAAAAGAUUGUCAAGCAGGCCAUCGAGAAAGAGUAUACGGACUUAUUGGUGGUUCAUGAGGACAUGAAAAUGCCGAAUGCCAUGAUUUUUUGCCAUCUGCCAGAGGGGCCAACGGCAUAUUUCAAGAUCAACAACCUAACAUUUACAAAGGAUAUUAAGAAAUCCGGUGAAAGCACUGACCACUACCCGGAGGUGAUUCUCAACAACUUCAAUACUCGCUUGGGACACUCUGUCGCCAGGAUGUUCGCCUGUUUAUUUCCGCACAAUCCAGAAUUCAAAGGUCGUCGCGUCGUGACAUUCCAUAAUCAGCGUGAUUACAUCUUCUUCAGGCAUCAUCGUUACGAAUUCAAGAAGGAAGGGAAGAAAGCUGCCCUCCUUGAAUUGGGCCCUCGGUUCACCCUCAGACUGAAAUGGCUCCAAAAGGGGACGUUCGACACGACUGGUGGAGAAUUCGAAUGGGUCCUCAAGCGCCACGAAAUGGAAACGAGUCGCCGUCGAUUCUUCCUC
Molecule: messenger RNA, 981 nt
Organism: Mesorhabditis spiculigera
Lineage: Eukaryota; Metazoa; Nematoda; Chromadorea; Rhabditida; Rhabditidae
Source: the annotation of a GenBank genome assembly